Messenger RNA from Capsicum annuum, 1757 nucleotides. RefSeq lists its product as uncharacterized. Bases 296 to 1531 code for a protein of 411 amino acids. The record is from RefSeq and is a predicted model, not a curated record. NCBI's taxonomy places the organism in Eukaryota, Viridiplantae, Streptophyta, Magnoliopsida, Solanales, Solanaceae. The transcript has 3 exons.
AUUUUAUUCUCUCCGGAAAAACGUAUCACCUUAUAGCUAUAGAAAGAAAAAUUAACUUCAAUAUUUUUAUUCUUUAUAAAAUAGUUUAUAAUCACACAUAUAUUUAAAAAUUAUUUUAAAAUUAAUUUAAUCAUAUAAGGAAAUCGAACUCAUUUACUUGAUAAUAAAAGGCACAAUUCAUAAUGUACAAUCCCAUAAAGCAGUAUCCCUCUUUAUCCUUCUGCAGAUCUAACUGCUCAUUUCUGCAAAAAUCAUAAUUGAUAAUCCCAUUACCAUUCGCCAUUGAAGAGCAACGAUGAUCCAUAUCCCUUCUUCUUCUCUUCUAGUCGUGUUGGUAUCUUUCUUUGUAUCCCCAUUUACAAUUUCAAUUGCCACUUCGUCCACCUUACCGUUUAACGUUUCUCACUUGCUUUAUCCAAGAAUCACCUACGACGAAUAUCCUCAAUUGUCGCCUAAUCCUCCUUCAUUUCUCGAGGACGUGUUAAAGGAGAUUGCUGAGCGAGAGAAAUGGGAUUUGCAGGACCUGAGAGUUUCCAAAUUGGAUGUCAAGAAAUCCAAGUUUGGUACUUUAAGGAAGUAUGAGUUUCGGGUUCGAAUUGGGAAGACGAAAUUCAUAUUCAUGAUGGCAGAUGAAAUAUCCCAGUGGAAAACCUUUCAUUUUCAUGACAAGAAUGAGUCCGACUUCGAGUCUUUGGUUAAGGAGAUUGGUUCUAAGGCUACUCUUGAAGUAAUAAAAAUCCAAGGGCCGUUCGAAUUGUACGCUACUGGAGAUGAUCACCUCUCCUUGACCUUACCCAUGAACUCUUCCUUUACUGGGUUGAAAAAGAUCCUUGUUGGUGAGGGCAUCACUGUGGAAGUUAAAGGUGCUGAUGAAAUUUCAAUUUUCAACAUCUCUGAUUUUCUUAAAUUAGUAAAUGGAAGCAUUUUGACCAAGCCAGGAAGCGGUCAAUUUGGAUAUAUGUCGCAAUUGUCCUGCAUACCAUUACUUCCCAUACAUGUAAGGGGACCUGCUUCAGUACUCGCCUAUAUAACCAGAAACCCUGACAUAAGAAUUGGAACUGCAUUUGUAUCCAGAAGAUUUAUCAAAUUGCUUUCUGAAAAGUGUUAUACACAGCAUAUGUACAGAAGUUGGAGCUCAUACAAUGAUUUUCUGAGCCAGAAGAUAACUAUGCUGGAAAAAGUUCUCAGGGUGUUCCUAGGUGGAAAAACCAGUCAAAUUGCAAAAGUGAAAGUUAAAGACCUGACUCUUUUCCGCUUCCAGUUGGAGCUGGAAAGAGGUAUUCAAAACAACGACACAUAUUGGACUAGUUUGGGGGAAUGGAGAACAAGGCCAUCUGUUGAACGUUCAUGGUUUGAAGUCACAGCAAGUUUUGAGGCAGAGGUCUUGAAGCCACAUUUUAUUAAGAAGGUCAGACCUUUUAUAGAAGUAGAUACAUCAUCAUGGAGUAGUUUGAUGUCAAACUUGUCCUUUACCAAAAUUUCUUCUUUUCUUGUCCCACCAGAGCCCUUAACAUUGGAUGUUAGAUGGUAGGGAAGCUUAUAACCGGUCUUGGCACUUGUGUAAUAUAGAUUCUUAUUUUCCUUACUGCGAAAACUGAAAUUGGUUGCCUGAUAUGGACAUCAUAUCCUUUGUAUAUUGAAAGUCGUUAGGAAGGAGCUAUAAAAUAACAGUGGUUGGAAAAGAACCACUUGUCCUGUUUUAUAAGUGUGAAGAAGUAACAAUUAUUCGAGAUAGAAGAAGUCCUUGUUUUAUGAAA